UGUAGAUGGUGUAAAUGAUGUCAGCAUUCGGUAAGAUAAUGAAAGACGCCGUACCAAGUAUAUGAUCAAAUCUUAGCAACCUGGAAUUUACCGUUUUCGAGUGAACUACGUGAGGAAAAAUUGGGAGAAAAUCGUUAAGGAUCUUCAGGAAUUUGUUUUAUUGUGCAGAAAACUAGCAGAUAACCAAGAUGGAUGCUCUCUUUGGGAAGCGCAAGAUUAAAAUGUCAGCUCUGACUGACUUUUCACAAUUGAACAAGUCCACACGCUCACAUCUGAAGAAUGUCUACAGCUGUCUGGCCAUCGCCAUGCUGGCUGCAGCAGCAGGAGCCUAUGUACAUCUCUUUACUGGAAUCUUACAGGCGGGUUUCCUGACAUCAAUUGCGGGCUUGGGACUCCUGAUUUGGCUGGCUCUCACCAAAGAUGACGGCACCAAUCAAGGGAAACGCCUUGGACUCCUGUCAGGAUUCGCCUUCUUCACAGGUCUUAGCCUGGGUCCUCUCAUGCAGGUUGUGGCAAAGAUCGACAUCCAGAUUAUCCCAACAGCUUUCUUGGGGACGUGCGUCAUCUUUGGAUGUUUCACAUUGGCCGCUCUUUGGUCUGAACGACGUAGCUUCUUGUUCCUCGGAGGCACCCUGAUGUCUGGCCUGUCCAUCCUGAUGCUGAUGUCUCUGCUAAACAUCUUCAUGGGAUCUACUGUCAUCUUCAGAGUUGAGAUGUAUCUGUGCCUGGCCGUCUUCAUGGGAUUUGUGCUGUUUGACACUCAGCUCAUUGUGGAGAAGUGCAACAACGGAGACAAAGACUACAUCUGGCACAGCGUGGAUCUGUUUCUGGACUUCAUCAAUAUUUUCCGCCAGCUGAUGAUCAUCAUGGCCAUGAACAGCAACAACAAGGACAAGCGCAAGAAGUAAAGUGCCUUAAUUCAUUGCUUCACAGUGGAUUCGCACCUAAUUUAGUUGUCAUCACUUCAAAAUUGGGGUAAAAUCAAACAAUUAUUGGUAAAUUGUAGUAUUAAGUUAAUGGUAUUUGAGGUCGGUAUUCAGUGAUGAACACUGAUAUUUGAUUUUGUCACAUUUUCUUUACUUGCACCAUCGUCUUGGUAUCACUCAGUGUAAACAAUUGUUAGUUUACGGAACUAAUGGAUUCAUCUCUUGCAAGCUGGAAAAUUGUUUUUUUCUCCAUUUGAUUAUCUUACUGUUAAGAUAAAUUUUGCGUUCACUUUGUACAAAUUUAAAUGUGCUUAUGCUUAUAACAAGUAGGGACCAACUUUUUGGGCUCUUGCAAGAUCUUUAACAUUGCUUUUGGAAAAGGUCCCCCCCCCCUUUAUGCAACAUUUCACUUGUGUGUAAAAAAAAUUCUUUCAUGCUCGCACAUUGAAAUUUAAUGUGAACAAAAUACCAAUGAUUAAGGAAAAUAUUAACGUAGAGGAUAACAAGUAAGAUGUAUUGUGCAUAAAUGGUAUUAUUUUACAUUCAUAAAUACCUAAGAUAGUUUGCCCAAUCCUAUUGGUCGAGAGCCUGUCACAUGGGUGGUUUAAAACACAGACUGGAUUUAAACACUUAAUUCCUGCACCACUGCACCACAUCGUGCAGUACAGGCCCCGCGAACACCAAUCUCCAUAAAAAGAGAGUUUUAGCACUACCCGCGUGAGGCACGUACCAUAGACAUGGCAAAAGGAAUGGUUUACAAAACAUGAGGUAAAAUUGUUGAACAAAAUUAUUAGAAAAUUGUGAAUCUCUGACUUGUUUUGGUUUUUUCACCAAAAGGUAUUUAUGAAUGGGAAUAAAUAUAUGCUUGGUUGGUUUUAAACAAGUAUGUUUUAAACCGGCUAGGAGCCUGGUCGCGGAUAAUGGCCUGGGGCGAUUACAAACGUACUUGUUUAAAACCGGUUGAGCACAUAUUUAUUCUCUUUAGUAAUCACAUGUUAUUAUUAAUAGAAAUUAUAUAAAUUAGAACAGAUGGGAACAAAUACUUUGUUCGGUGAAGCAAAUGAUAGACAAAUUUAUGUGUGGAUUUGAUUUACUUUCUAUGAUAAACCAGAUUUGAUAUACUUUCUAUGAUAAACCAGAUUUACCCUGAGAUUUCAGAAAAGUUACGAAUUAUUUUAAUCGAUGUUUACUGUUGAUGUUUAUAAUAUUUGAAGUACAAGUAUCUCUGGUGAAAGUACAUCUAUUAUAGUUGGAAAUAUAUUCAGUAUGAUCUCAACUAAUUCAAUUAUUAAUUAAUAUUGAUUAUAUUUAGUGUGUAGCGUGAUUUACUGACAAUUCUUGGUGUACCGGUCUCGUUGGCUUGUAGAGUAAAUGUUUAGAAGCUUUCGCAGCAGAUUUUUUGCAUUUUUAGAUGAAAAGGCAAUGGAGCUUGAAGCUAUUGGAAGCAACAUUGUGUGACAAAUGUAACCUGAUUUUUUAAGCAAAAGUUCCGACAAGAUCAAACGCUUAAACAGCCCAGUAAAUUCAAUUACGGAAUGGUUGCUGCAAAUGAAAUUAACAGCUGUAGACUUCAAAGUGAAUCCCCACGCUCCGCAAUUUUAAUGAAUGAAAAUUAUGGGUGAUCAAACGUUCAAGGGCUUCAAAAAGUACUUUGGUUUUUGUGACCUUUGACUUUGGAAGAGACGAUUUUUAUGACUGCCAUCUUGGUGGUACGGUUUUUGGUUCCACGUGGAUACGAAUGAGUACAUGUACACCAGUUGUGCAUUCAUUGUUUAGUACAAUAAAAAAAAAAACCUCCAAGAUGGCUGCUUCGUGCAGAUGGUCUAUAUUUCAAUUUACAUUGUAACUGCGAAUAAAAACAAUUUGAAAUCAAAAAAAUAA
Molecule: messenger RNA, 2807 nt
Organism: Patiria miniata (bat star)
Lineage: Eukaryota; Metazoa; Echinodermata; Asteroidea; Valvatida; Asterinidae
Gene: tmbim6
Product: probable Bax inhibitor 1
Exons: 10
Coding region: 189-908 (239 amino acids)
Biological process (GO): cellular response to unfolded protein; negative regulation of endoribonuclease activity; negative regulation of apoptotic signaling pathway
Cellular component (GO): mitochondrial membrane
Molecular function (GO): enzyme binding
Source: RefSeq, a predicted model, not a curated record